This is a messenger RNA of Gossypium arboreum, 933 nucleotides long. RefSeq lists its product as uncharacterized. The record is from RefSeq and is a predicted model, not a curated record. Bases 1 to 933 code for a protein of 310 amino acids. Lineage: Eukaryota; Viridiplantae; Streptophyta; Magnoliopsida; Malvales; Malvaceae. The transcript has 3 exons.
AUGGCGUCGGUGACUUUCUUUCACCUUCACGACCCAGAAGACGACCUCGUUCAGGAAAAACAUCAUCACCACCACUACAAACAAACACUCACCCUUGAUUCCCUCCCUUAUUGGUCUUGUGAUUUCCACUUCUUCUCUUCCUCCGAUGCCAAUCUCCCUCACCCAGACGACAACGCUUCGCUCCCCAAUUCUGUCAUUGUCAACGGCUCCGAUCUCUUUGACCUUCACGAGAACCAAGUCAACUUCGUCAUCAAUCUCUUCCACCAACGCGUUGAACAAUCUCAGGUUAAUUCUAGUAAUGCCCCCAAUAAUAAUUCCAAUUCUGAUAACGAAAAUGGUAAUAAUACUAGCAAUAAUGAUGUCGCCGAAUUGGUUUCUGAUGUUUUGAGCGAAUCUGAUUUUGGUGUUAUUGAGGGAAAUCAUGAGUUGGAUUUAGGGUUGGCGUUAGGUUUUGAUUCCAUGGAUACUAAUUCGAGUGAUGUUGAGAUUGAUAUUUGUGGCAGUGAAUAUGAGACGACCUUUCUUUGUGGAAAGGAGGAUUCAGAGGAUGGUGAUGAGAAUGAGAAUGAUAACCGGAUGCUCACAAUUGAUUUUAAUUCUAGGGAUGAUUAUGGUAUUGAUGAUCAUGUUAACGAUUAUUAUAAUGUUGGUGCUGAUGGUGAUGUGAGUGUUAGUAUUCUACUUUUCUGGUAUUCACUUCAGUUGGAGGAUCUUUGGGAGACCAUUGAAGAUUUCGAGUGGGAGGAAGUGGAUGGUAGUGGAUUUCUUGAUAAAGUGGAAGACAAUGCAGCCAUCUGGAUAUGGUCCGAGAAGACACAGCAAGAGAAGGGUGACAGCCUGAUGGAGGGAUAUAUGUCAGAAUUAUUGGAUUUCACUCGCACCAGUGUGACUCAGAAUAAUCUCCAAGAGUUGAAAAAGGUACGGGACCAAUAG